CUUUUAGAUUCCAACCAGAGGAGUUCUCUGCACCGUGGACGCGAGACUUGAGUUCAGGCGAAAUAAGUGAUGUAGCACCCGUGUAAAAAGUGAGACCCGCCAAAGCACGCCAGAAUGGAUCACAGUGUGAAAUCCAUGACAAGCCACCGCAAGGUGGCCUUCUCGAGACUCUGCAACCGGCGGCGCUUCGAGAACCACGAACUGGAGCGGCUGUUCCAGCGCUACAUCUUCAAGUUGCAACAGGCGUCGGUGGCCAACUCGGUGAUGCUCUUCCUCAUCCUGACCGCCCUGCUGGCCAUCCUCCACUUCUACUACGCCCAGCGCCCCACCGUGGAGAGCAUUUACAUGCUGGUGCACUUCGCCGUGUUCGUUUGCGUGUUCGCCUACAUGAACACGAAGUGGAUGAGGGACACUCAACUCCUGUGGGUGUGUUACGUGAUCUUGAGCUUCCUCGUGGCGUUCUGCGUGUGCCACUUCCCCUCGUCCUUCGGGCUGGGGCAAUUCACCAGCGCCGAGGUCCGGACCCUUGGCGAUGGGGUGUGGCACAUCGUGUUCGUGGUUUUCCUCGUCUACACCCUGUUGCCGUUGAAGCUGAGCCUCUGCCUGGUCUUUGGGUUCACCUUGCCCCUUCUGCAGACCCUGGUUGCCGUCCUCGCGAAGCCGCUCUUCGAGGACUUGCGAUGGCAGCAGCUGACGGCGAACGCGCUGAUGCACGCCGCCGUGAACGUGGCCGGCGUGUUCAUCCACGUGCUGACGGAGCGGGCCCAGCGCCGCGCCUUCCUCGACACGCGCAACUGCAUCGCCGCCCGGCUGGAGAUCGAGGAGGAAAACGAGAAGCUGGAGCGACUGCUGCUGUCAGUGCUGCCCCAGCACGUGGCGAUGGAGAUGAAGGCCGACAUCAUCUCUCCCGUGGAGAGACAGUUCCACAAGAUCUACAUCCAGCGCCACGAGAACGUCAGUUGUGCCAUUUGUCACUUGCUUCGAUUGACCGUUGUGUGUGUAUCCGUUGUGUGUGUAUCGUUUGGCAGCAUCCUAUUUGCGGACAUCGUGGGGUUCACGGUGCUCGCUUCCCAGUGCACGGCGCAGGAGUUGGUCCGGCUCCUCAAUGAGCUCUUCGGUCGGUUCGAUCAGCUGGCCAACGACAAUCACUGUCUUCGGAUCAAGAUCCUGGGGGACUGCUACUACUGCGUGAGCGGGCUGCCGGAGCCGCGGAGCGAUCACGGGCGCAGCACCGUGGAGAUGGGGCUGGACAUGAUCGACGCCAUCGCGUCGGUGGUGGAUGCGACGGACGUGAAGCUGAACAUGCGGGUGGGGAUCCACACGGGGAGAGUGCUGUGCGGGGUGCUCGGGCUCAGGAAGUGGCAGUAUGAUGUCUGGUCUGAUGACGUCACGCUCGCCAAUCAGAUGGAGGCUGGAGGGGAGGCCGGAAUCGGAGCGAUUGAACGUCUUUUCGUGUCCCGUUUCUGCUCUAGCCGGGUUCACAUCACCGAGGCGACUCUGCAGUGCCUGGGCGGAGAGUACGAGGUCGUUCCAGGGAGUGGGGGCUCCCGCUCAACCUAUCUCAGGGAGAAAGGCGUCAAAACUUACUUCAUCGUGCCUCCAGAGAGACGGCGCAAGGUGAUGCGACUUAAAGUUCCUUUUUUUUCUCGGUUGGGACCGAUGCGUAGUUAUCGGCUGGGGGAUGAUUUUAUGGGCACUGAUGCCAGCGAUGAAGUAGAUGCUCAUGAGAACUAUGGGUAUUUGAACUAUGAGAACUAUGACUUCCUGCAUCUGGUACGCUCCGCCCUGGGGGCCGCGGCGUCUGGUUCCCGUCGCAAGCUCAGCUUCAAGAACGUCUCGAACCUGGUCGUCCAGCUGCUCCAUUCCAUCAAGUAUUCGGUGGAGGUGCCCUUUUCCAACAUGGCCAUUCAGACUGGCACUACUGAGAAAGCACCCCAAACCAAGAAGACGAAAGUGACAGAUCGCUUCAGACGGCCAUUCAAGAAGCGCCAUCCGUCAACCUGCACCCAUCUGCCACUCAAUCGAGUCAACAAGUACUUGGCACAGGCGAUCGAUGCUCGCUCGGUCGACCAGGAAAAGCAGACUCACGUUCAUCCUGUGACACUGUCCUUUCGAGAUUCUGACAAAGAGAGACAAUAUCACGAGGAGGUUGAUGUCGGCUUUGUGGGUUCCCUUGGAGUGUGUCUCACGUUGCUGCUGUUCCUAGGUGGAAUCCAAGUCCUCGUUCUUCCACGCACUCUCAUCCUCCUCCUUCUCUUCCUGACUGCCUUUGUCUGGCUGGCGGUUACCCUGAUGCUUCUCCUUGCUGUGAGGCUCCGGCUCAUCGGCUGGGACCUCUCACGCUCCUUCUAUCUUCGACUGGCACUCACUGUCUUCUCCCUGAUUCUCCUUUAUGCCACUGCACAAGUGAAUGUGUUCACUUGCCGUGUGGAGCCGACUUGCCUUCCACAUGUGGGCAAUGCGACGUCAUGGGGUGCCCCGACCCAAGACCACCGCUUGUGUCCUCUCCCGCACUAUAUAGUGCUCUCAGCUGUGAUAGGAUUCCUUGCUGUGGCAGUGUUCCUUCGGCUCCCCAUCAUCGUCAAGGGCCUCAUCCUUUCAGCCAUGCUCGGUGUCUACACUCUCCUCAUUUUCAUGUCUCAUCUACCUCUGUUUCAUUGCUAUGGUGAUCGUACCAAGGGAGAGGUGCCAGUGCAGGUGCUGUCAGUGGUGCACUUGCUGAUGUUCGUGAUAUCAGUUCUCAUCCAUGGGAAGCAGGUGGAAUGGACUGGUCGGCUUGACUUCCUUUGGCAAACUCAGGCCCGGGAAGAAAAGUGUGAUAUGGAUGCACUGCAGCAUAGCAAUCGACGAAUACUCUUCAAUCUCCUCCCUGCUCAUGUUGCCACUCACUUCCUGGAUGUUCAAUUUCGUAGUCAUAUGGAGCUGUACAGUCAGAGCUACAGUCGUGUUGGUGUCAUGUUUGCAUCCAUCACCAAUUUCAAUGAGUUUUACAUGGAAUUAGAUGCCAACAACCAGGGCAUGGAAUGCCUGCGACUCCUGAAUGAGAUAAUCGCCGAUUUUGAUGAGAUGUUGGAGGAUCCACAGUUCCAAGCAAUAGACAAGAUCAAGACGGUUGGCUCCACGUACAUGUCAGCCGUGGGUCUGAUUCCUGAAUUGAGGAUCCCUGAUGGAAACGAUGAAGCAGCUGCUGCCUUCCUCUCUGUCUUGAUCGAGUUCAUCUUUGCUCUCCGUGAACGACUUUCUAACAUCAAUGAGAAUUCCUACAAUAAUUUUACCCUCCGUUUUGGUGUGAAUGUUGGACCUGUUGUGGCUGGUGUGAUUGGUGCCAGGAAGCCCCAGUACGAUAUCUGGGGGAAUACUGUGAAUGUGGCCAGUCGCAUGGAUUCUACUGGCCUUCCCAAUCACAUCCAGCUGUGUUCCUUUUUGCUUAUGAAGGUGACAGAGGAAGUAUACAACUUGAUGAAGAACAGCCCAUAUGAGUUUCAGUGUCGUGGGACAAUCACUGUCAAGGGAAAGGGUGACAUGACAACAUAUUUCCUCACUGAUCGGAAGCAACUUUCCACAAUCCGUAUUGAGGACCUCCCUUCGCGGCGAGCCUAUUCCAACAACAUCGGCGCUACAGGUGUGAUGAGUUACGGAGGGGUGGCCACCCCACUGGCCCUCAUCCACCCCCAUUCUCAUCACCCUGUUCCCCUCCCCCAUCCUCCACAUCACCAUCAUCAUUUUCAUCCUCACACCCCUCCUUCAUCAUCUCCUCAUCUCUUUGUCCCUGCACAUUUCCCUCGUAUCACUCCGGCUCAAGUGAAGAAAGCCUCCCAAUCCCUCCAGCCACCCCCACCUCCACCCCCUCAUCGUGCUCGCACCCCGUCACCGUCACUGAAUGCCCACCUUCCAAUACUUCGCCGCCUUCCAUAUUCAUACGUGGCCUCACCGUGCCAGACUGUAGAGUCUCCCUCGGGACUCCCUCCCAUCCCACCACCUCGUUCUACUUCCAGUCCCUCUCCAAAUCCAAACCCGCCUCGAUUUGUCCCACCACUCAUUGCAAGCCAAAGACAAGCCUCGGGGCCGGUCCUCGGUGCUUCCUCGAUCCUUUUGGAACCUGGGCCCAGGCAUCAAGGACGUCCUCAUCUGAUCAGGCAUCUGAGUGAUGAAAGUUUGCAAGGGCACCUUGCUGCAUCUCGCCUCUAUGGAAAUCGUAUCCAUUCCAGUGCUGAUGAGAUCAGUUCCAUGAAUCGGUCAUUCAGCUCUUCUGACGAGAGUUAUGCCAAGACCGACGACCACUCCCGGACGGGCUUGGAUUCCCCAUCACCCCCUGCCCAUCGUCGGCCUCCUGAGUUCCCUCGCCCUGUCCCCAAAGUCAAGGCGAUGGAAUCACAUCAUUCCCCCAGCCUCUUCCAGAAGUACUUGGCCAGUACUUUUGCUGGGAGAAGCUCAUCUGGAGAAAGCCUGUCCAAAAGCACUGCCAUGACGCCUCCUGAGAGCGUGGGUUGCCGUAGUUUCCCACUUUCAGGUUGGUCUCCAAGUUCCUCAUGGCGAGAAGCAGAUUCUGAUUACCUCAACCAAUCGCCUGAGAUGGCUCGUCGAAUGUUCCGGACUAACCGUGAAAAUAACCCUGGUUCUGUGAUGCCAUUUGGCGAUACGCGCGACACCAGCGAGCCAGACAGCGAUGCGGACCGGCGUCGAGUCCCUGCGAUGGGUAGUGGAAGUUACGAACUGAAAAGAGCGAGGGAGUCUCGAUGCAGUUCACGAGGCAGUCAGACCGAUGGAACAGGAAGCAAGAAACGAAGUCUCGACCGUUCUUCCGGCAGCAAUGAACCCAAGAAACACAGCCUGGACCGCUCAACCAGCAGCAACGACCACCGGAAACGAAGUGUGGACCGAUCAACCACCAGCAGUGGGGAGCGGAAGAAGGCAGACCAGUCCUGUCAGACGGAGAAGACCCGUUCUUCCGUUCAGCAGCCCUCGCUUCCUCUCAGUGCCAGGUACGGAAAAAUCCCCAAUUUCGAGCAGGAAAUUCAAAGGUUACUCGCCGACGAGAUGGAGAGUGCUUCAGAGAAGGAAGAUGAAGAGCCUGCCAUUCGCCUCGAUGAGAUUCGCAGCAUGAAUGCUGUAUUAGCUGAGCUGAGUCAGGCCAGACUGGCAAUGCAGUCUGCAACAACCAGCAACAGCAGCUUGACCACUCCAAGCAUUCCUUCUCAACCGAAUUCCCCCUCGGUGACUCAGAAUCGGCACGAACCCCGCCGCACGUUUGGAGAUUUCUCCGAAGCAGCCAAAGAUCGUGAGACAGAUCCAAAGAGCCCAGCUCUGGGAUUGGGGCUGCGCUAUGAUCCAGUAGAAAAGCGCCUCACCCUCCAGCUGUCUUCCCCUGCUACCAGAUCCUCUCUGGGUCAAAGUCCUGCCAAAGAAGGGAAAUGCAGCCGAAGCUACAUUCCAGUAUUCAGAGCAGGAGAUGCCAGGAAAUGUUCUGGGCAAAGCUAUCGAUCUCAUCAUCUACCAAUGCCAAGGGCUGGAAAGAAUGGAGCGUCAAAAGGAGAAAACAAAGAGAGGAGGAGAGGAGAGGAAACAGAUGAGGAACGACGGGAAAUCGAAGCGUUUGAAGCUGAAGAAAGACGAAUUGCUGAGCUUGUCAGCAAGAAUGAGGUUGGAGAAGAGGAAGAUGAAGAAGAAGAAGAGGAGGAGAAGAAAAAAUUGAAAGGGGAAGAGCAGAGAAAAAGCUCAAGAACCCAGGGUGGCGAAAAGGAGCAAGAAAGGUUCCAUUUGCUGCACGAAGGAGAGACAACGAGUCAGUCAGAAUGGAGCGAGGAUGAUGAUGGCCUUGCAUCAGAGCCUCUCCUUGCUAGUAAUGCUCCUGCAACUGAUGUCCUUCAUUUCGGCAAUGUGAUUCUAGGUGCCAUGAGCGACCUGAACUCCUUAUACAAUGAUGGUGGGCACUUUGACGAUGACACGAGCAUCUCCUCGCGUGCCUCGUCGCGAAUGUUCGAUUCGGAUGCCCUUCUCGGCUACGAAUCGGCGGCCAUGUGCGACUCCGAGUACGACAACUACCGGCCGUCGGGCAUGAUCUCGGACGAGGAGCCCAUCGCAGACGUUCGCAUAAACUACUUCGACGAGUUGAACCUGCAGAGCAUCCGAUCCAUGUCGGAGAACAUCACUCGGAAUUUCGGCCAGCCGAGGAGCGAGACGGAGCCGGACAGUGACGCGUGA
Darwinula stevensoni is the source of this 6201-nucleotide messenger RNA. NCBI's taxonomy places the organism in Eukaryota, Metazoa, Arthropoda, Ostracoda, Podocopida, Darwinulidae. The record is from the annotation of a GenBank genome assembly.